Messenger RNA from Tachyglossus aculeatus (Australian echidna), 1125 nucleotides. RefSeq names its product potassium channel tetramerization domain containing 12 (gene KCTD12). Gene Ontology annotation, biological process: regulation of G protein-coupled receptor signaling pathway; protein homooligomerization. Lineage: Eukaryota; Metazoa; Chordata; Mammalia; Monotremata; Tachyglossidae. The transcript has a single exon. Bases 97 to 1125 code for a protein of 342 amino acids. Gene Ontology annotation, cellular component: postsynaptic membrane; presynaptic membrane. The record is from RefSeq and is a predicted model, not a curated record.
GAUCGGGGGGUCCCCGUGGCCCUCGCCCCUCGCUUCCCGGGGGCGCCCGGCGGUCUGCCCCUGGAGCCCGUCCCCCCGGGCGGGGCCCCGGCGCCCAUGGCCCUGGCCGACAGCGCCCGCGGGCUGCCCAACGGGGGAGGCGGCAGCGGCUCCUCCUCGGCGUCGUCGUCGUCGGUGGCGGCGGCGGGUUCGGCCGAGCCCCCGGAGGCCUCCCCGGCGGCGGCGUCGGCGGCGUCGGCGCUGUUCCCCGAGAUCGUGGAGCUGAACGUGGGCGGGCAGGUUUACGUGACCCGGCGGGGCACGGUGGUGUCGGUGCCGGACUCGCUGCUGUGGCGCAUGUUCUCGCAGCAGCGGCCGCAGGAGCUGGCCCGGGACAGCAAGGGCCGCUUCUUCCUCGACCGGGACGGCUUCCUCUUCCGCUACAUCCUCGACUACCUGCGGGACCUGAGGCUGGUCCUGCCCGACUACUUCCCGGAGCGCAGCCGCCUGCAGCGGGAGGCCGAGUAUUUCCAGCUGCCCGAGCUGGCCCGCCGGCUCGGGGGGGGCCCGCAGGCCGGGCCCGACGGCGACCCGCCGCCCCGGGGGCUGCUGAGGACCGGCGGGGACGAGGCUCAGCAUCCUCAGCAUCCUCAGCAGCAGCAUCCUCAGCAUCCUCCUCCUCAGUCCUCGGCCGGGGCGUCCUCGCCCCCCGCGGAGCCCGCUAGCCCCGGGCCGGCCGGGGCGUCCUCGGCGGCCCCCUCCCCUUCCCCGGAGGGCGGCCGGAGGUCCGGCUACAUCACCGUGGGCUACCGGGGCUCCUACACCAUCGGGCGGGACGCGCAGGCCGACGCCAAAUUCCGGCGGGUGGCGCGCAUCACCGUCUGCGGCAAGACCUCCCUGGCCAAGGAGGUCUUCGGGGAGACCCUCAACGAGAGCCGGGACCCCGACCGGCCCCCCGAGCGCUACACGUCGCGCUACUACCUCAAGUUCAACUUCCUGGAGCAGGCCUUCGACCGGCUGUCCGAGGCCGGCUUCCACAUGGUGGCCUGCAGCUCCACGGGGACGUGCGCCUUCGCCGGCGGCGCCGACCAGAGCGAGGACAAGAUCUGGACCAGCUAUACCGAGUACGUCUUCUGCAGGGAGUGA